Glycine soja is the source of this 1034-nucleotide messenger RNA. Its product is annotated as universal stress protein PHOS32. Lineage: Eukaryota; Viridiplantae; Streptophyta; Magnoliopsida; Fabales; Fabaceae. The transcript has 4 exons. The coding region runs from base 214 to 714 and encodes 166 amino acids. The record is from RefSeq and is a predicted model, not a curated record.
AUUUGUCACAAAUUCCGCCUUCAACACUUAUCUUUAAGGAACAAAGCACACACACUCCAUCUUAUUCUAGUGCUUUCACCAACAUUCUUCUCUUAUCUAGUAGUACUUUUCAAAACCAGGGGCGCAGUUAAAUUGCCCUGAAUACCAAACAACACAAACACCAACUAUAAAACCAGAACUGAACCUUUCAGUUUUUGGCAUCAUCAUUCAGAUAUGGCAAAGGCACGAACUGUUGGAGUAGCCGUGGACUUUUCUCCUACCAGCAAAUUAGCUCUUCGUUGGGCCGUUGAUAAUCUCAUCAACAAAGGUGAUCAAAUCAUCUUGAUCACUGUUCAGCCUCCCCAAGCUCAUCACACCCGAAAGGAGCUUUUUGAGGACACUGGUUCACCUUUGGUUCCUCUGGAGGAAUUGAGGGAGUUGAAUUUUACUAAGCAAUAUGGGAUUGCUAGGGAUCCUGAGGUCAUAGGUAUCCUUGACACUGCCUCCAAGACUAAAGGGGCAAAGGCAGUGGCAAAGGUGUACUGGGGAGAUCCAAGGGAGAAGUUGUGUAAUGCUGUGGAAGAUCUUCACCUGGACUCUUUGGUUGUUGGAAGCAGGGGUUUAGGUCCCAUUAAAAGGGUGUUGUUGGGCAGUGUAAGCAAGCAUGUGAUGACAAAUGCUUCUUGCCCCGUCACAGUGGUUAAGGGAAAACAAUCUUCCAAUUCCCGUCAUUAAAUCCGAUUUGUGAAUAAUUAGUAUGCAUCUAUCCAUAUGAAGAUUGAAGAAAAAUUCAGAAGUUUGUUUGAUGGCGCACGUGUGUGGGGAAAUGAACAUGGCUGUGACGAAACGAAAACACUACGUUACUAUUCAAUAAUUGUGUUUCUGGUCAUGUUGUAUUUACGUAUAGUAGGAUUGCUAACCAUCAUUAUUGCUUUGUUUACAUCUCUCAUAAUGAUAGGUGAGGUAUAUGUCAUAUAAUUAUCCAUUAAAUAAACUUUGUAAGUGUAUUUGAAUUGGAUUGAUUUUAUUACAAUAGAAUAUCUUAGAAUUCAUCA